CUGAUCUUUCUAGGUCAACUAUCCAGACAUUAUUUACUGUUAUCAAUUAUAGCCUCCCACCAUAUAGGGACCUCUUUUGGUCUGUGGUUAGAUUCAAUGGACUGUGUUUGCCAGAGAAGGGCCACCUGCAUCAUGUACAGAUACCCUGUAUUGACAGAUUCAUUCAGUAACUGCUCCUUUGUACACACACAACAUGUACUUAAUAAUAAUAUACAACGCUGCCUCUUCAAAGAAAGAGGGCCGCUGGCAUAUUCAAACAGUAGCCUGACAUCCAUUCGAUGUGGAAACUCUGUGGUGGAAGACAAAGAGCAGUGUGACUGUGGGACCUUCAAGCAGUGUUACAGCAACACAUGCUGUGAAAGUGACUGCAGCUUCACACCUGGGAGCAUCUGUAACAGAGAAACGUGCUGUGCAAACUGCACCCACUCGCCUGCAGGGACACUCUGCAGACCGAUCCAGAACAUCUGUGACCUUCCGGAGUACUGCCUGGGGAAGGACACGAGGUGCCCCAGUGACUUUUAUCUGCAAGAUGGAACCCCGUGCACUGAGGACGGCUACUGCUAUCAGGGCAAUUGUACCGACCGCAGUAUGCACUGCAAGGAGAUCUUUGGGGAGGGGGCGCUGAGCGCGCCAGACGUCUGCUACAGCAUAAAUAAAAAGGGCCACCGAUUUGGACACUGUAAAGUUACUGAUGAAUACCGGCCAAAAGGUUGUGCGGACGCUGACGUUAUGUGUGGACGCCUACAGUGUGUCAACGUCACUCAUCUGCCUCGGUUGCAGGAACAUGUGGGCUUCCAUCACUCAAUCAUAGGGGGGUCCUUGUGUUUUGGCGUGGGUGCACACCGUGCGACAGAUACAACUGAUGUUGGUGCUGUGAGACCUGGUACUCCCUGCGGCGGUGGAAACUUUUGUCUUCAGGGCUUCUGCAAUGCUACUCUGGCGGCCAUCGACUACAACUGUCCCCCUUCGAAAUGCAACUACAGGGGCGUGUGCAACAAUAACAGGAACUGCCAUUGCCAUGUAGGCUGGGACCCUCCCCUGUGCAUUAACCAUGGUGCAGGAGGGAGUGUGGACAGCGGACCCCCUCCAAGAAGAAGGCGGUCAGUGAGGGCAGGAGGUAUGUCACUGGUGUAUUUGAGAGUCGUUUUUGGUCGCAUGCUUGCCCUCAUAGCUGCCCUCCUCUUUGGCGUAGCCACGAAUGUGAGAACUAUCCAGACCACUACAGUCACUGAAGUGAAAGUUCGUGGAAAGUAA
Messenger RNA from Myotis davidii, 1254 nucleotides. RefSeq names its product disintegrin and metalloproteinase domain-containing protein 29-like. The transcript has a single exon. NCBI's taxonomy places the organism in Eukaryota, Metazoa, Chordata, Mammalia, Chiroptera, Vespertilionidae. The record is from RefSeq and is a predicted model, not a curated record. Gene Ontology annotation, biological process: male gonad development; proteolysis. The annotation marks the transcript as partial. Gene Ontology annotation, molecular function: metalloendopeptidase activity. Gene Ontology annotation, cellular component: sperm head plasma membrane; external side of plasma membrane; plasma membrane.